Messenger RNA from Pollicipes pollicipes, 2010 nucleotides. RefSeq names its product neurofilament heavy polypeptide. Lineage: Eukaryota; Metazoa; Arthropoda; Thecostraca; Pollicipedomorpha; Pollicipedidae. The coding region runs from base 52 to 1161 and encodes 369 amino acids. The transcript has 7 exons. The record is from RefSeq and is a predicted model, not a curated record. Gene Ontology annotation, cellular component: neuron projection. Gene Ontology annotation, molecular function: microtubule binding. Gene Ontology annotation, biological process: microtubule cytoskeleton organization; neuron projection development.
UCGCCCAGGAAGCGGCCCGCCGCCGGCGCCGGCGGCGGACCCGUCAUACGUAUGACGCGCGCCCAGGCCCUGCUGCUGGAGAAGAAGAAGCAAGAGGAGGCAGACUUCAAGAAAAAGGAGAUACGGGGCCGGUCGCUCUCGCGGAAACGAAGAGACGCUGAUCGGGACUCGGGUGUGGACGAAGGAAAGGAUGUCGACCAAUCAGUUUCCCCUCAGAAGAGCCGCUCUCCGACCAAACGCGUCCAGCCGGCCACAUCUCAAGAGAAGCAAAAAAAAGUACCCAUGAACAAGGUGCAAGUGGGGACAGCUGCUUCGCCGAACAUAAAGAACGUCAAAUCUCGCAUCGGGUCUCUGGCAAAUUCAAGCUACAAACCCGGUGGAGGGAACAUCAAAAUCGAAAGCCACAAAAUCGACGUGAGCAAGGCCUCGACAAAAAUCCAGGCGAAGUCUAGCUACAAACCCGGUGGUGGCACCAAAAAGAUCGAGUCAAGGAAGCUGGAGUGGAAGUCGGAGUCGAAGGUCGGCUCCAUGGGCAACACGAACUACAAGCCGGGCGGCGGCAAUGUCAAGGUCAGCAACCAGAAGCUGGAGUUCAAGGAGCGCGCUGCACCCAAGGUCGGCUCGCGGGACAACAUGCAGCACAAACCGGGCGGCGGCGAUGUCAAGGUUGAAUCCAUCAAAAUUGACAUGUCCGCGGUGGGCAGUAGAAUUGGCUCGCUGGAUAACGUGAAACACAAGCCGCAAGGUGGCGACAAGAAAAUCUUCAACGACACUGAGUACAUUCGCCAGAUUAGCUCUGGCUCUGGCGAGGGCCGUAGCAGGCGCAAGUCUCAGGCCAGCUCGAUAGAUGACGCCACGGAACCGAGCACGGGUCCGUCUUCGCCAACAAAAUCUCCCAACAAAUCUCCAGCAAAGUCUCCGUCUUCACCCGCGCAGCCAGAUAACCCGAAAUCUCCCGAAGCUGAUACCAAGCCACCGCAGCCUGAAGACUCGUCCCAAUCUGCGGAGGCCACAUCCCCGGCGGAGGAGACCAAGUCCCCAGAAUCCGACGCCAAGUCUCCGAACCCUGAGGCCAAGUCCCCAGAAUCCGAGGGCAAGUCCCCAGAUUCCGGGGCCAAGUCCCCAGAUGCGGAGGCCAAGUCGCCCGCUCUCGAGGCCUAGAUGUGCUGCCGCGCGCGUUCCGUCAGUCCGCGGCUCCCCACGCACCGGCUACCGGCGCGGCUCGCUUGCACGCACCUGCCCGGCUUCGCUGCGCGGAGGAGGGGGAAGGGGGGGGGGACGUUCGGUCGACGUCCGGCGGGCACCUCCGGCCCCGGCGCCAGCCGAGCUCGCCGUCGUUCGCUGUGUUCGUGUGCGUGCGCGUGGGUGUGCAGGUGUAGGCUGCGCUGGCUGGCUGACUCGCUCGCCGCGCUCGGGCGGCUCGCGAGGCGUCGCUCGCUCCCGUCGGCCCUCCGAUGGGUGGCUGGAGCGCCAGCGAGGUGGCGCCGAGUGUCGGGCCGGGCCGGCACGCCGGCUCGGGCUGUGACGUUCCCCGCCGGUCGCGGUCGGCCAGUGAUACCGCCGCCGCCGGAGACUCGCGCUUCUGGUCUUGUUUUAGUCUUUAGAUGUGGAGGCCGGUUGCCGCUGCCAGGCUGGAAAUGAGAAUGCGAUGCGCGUAUGGGUGGCUCUCGAAGGAACGGCUUGGAAGGAUGGCGGCUGUUGCUGCAUGCCGUUUAUAUUGGAUACUUCUCUUAAGCUUUCCAUUGAACACAUGCUGCCGUUUAAAUGCAGACUAUAUUGCAUGCCGCGUAAAAUUUUAGACUAAUAUUGUAGAAGGCCGCUAUUCUGUUAAAUGUUCCAGCACUGCGUAGUUUAUUUUCGAAUGUCUGUUUACGACGUUUACUGGAAACUCAGCAGUUUUUUGGAAGGCUAAAUAUGAACAUAUUUGGCAGGCCGGAUGGCUAGCUGCGGCUUUCAACGCCUCGGUGCUCGUUGUUCUGUUCACCUCUGGUGGUGUAGCACUGAAUAAAA